Molecule: messenger RNA, 576 nt
Organism: Ogataea angusta
Lineage: Eukaryota; Fungi; Ascomycota; Pichiomycetes; Pichiales; Pichiaceae
Exons: 1
Coding region: 1-576 (191 amino acids)
Cellular component (GO): mitochondrion
Source: RefSeq, a predicted model, not a curated record
AUGGACUUCUACCGCCUGAUGGCCAAGUCGCGCAACCAGAAAGCCAAAUCCGACGACGAGACCGUUCGAACCAUGUCGCUGACCUUUGAUACUAGACCGAAAACCGCCGCUGAUAACGCCGAUAUAGACAAGAUUUUUGGUUUUUCUGGAAAGAACAAGUCAGACAAGUCCUCCAGAAGAGACGUUUCCUAUAGAAGCAUACAGAGGAACAUCGCUGGAGUGAUGGUGCCAAAACGCCCUAUAGAGCCGGAUAACUGUUGUAUGAGUGGCUGCGUGAACUGUGUUUGGGAGCUCUACGGAGAGGACCUGGAGGAAUGGAAACAGCUCACGAAGCUGGCCGCGCAAAAGCUCAUGGAGCAGGGUGACGACGUGAGGGAAAAGUGGCCAGUAGGCUUCGAUCCACCGCCCGACUAUCUGCCUGCCAAAUACAUUCCGGAAGAACUCAUGAGAAAGAACGUGAGGCAGGAGAAGCAGGUGGAAAUGCCGCUGGGGCUACAAGUUUUCACGCAGCUGGAAAAGAAGCUGAAAUCGAAACACCGGCAGCAGUCCGAUUCCAGGGUAGCGGCGCAAGCAUAG